Messenger RNA from Morchella sextelata, 342 nucleotides. RefSeq lists its product as uncharacterized. NCBI's taxonomy places the organism in Eukaryota, Fungi, Ascomycota, Pezizomycetes, Pezizales, Morchellaceae. The annotation marks the transcript as partial. The transcript is spliced from 3 exons. The record is from RefSeq and is a predicted model, not a curated record. Gene Ontology annotation, biological process: polyketide metabolic process.
AUGAUUGACGAGCCGUACGUAACUCACGUUCCGACGGGUACGGGAGGGAUCGGGUAUAAGGAGUUGCACGCCUUCUAUACCGAGCAUUUCAUACCGCGGAACCCGCCGAGCCUACGGAUGAAGCCUAUAUCGAGGACAGUGGGCGCUGAGAGGGUGGUUGAUGAGCUGGUUGCGACUUUUAGGCAUGAUCAGGUCAUGGACUGGAUGUUGCCGGGGGUGCCACCGACGGGGAGGGAGGUGGAGGUGUGGCCAUAUUUACUGGAUCAAGCUACAGUGCUUGUGCAGAUCGGCCUGCUCGAUCCGAAGUUGUUGCCAGUUAUGGGAGCGGAAUCAGCAAGGAAG